Prorocentrum cordatum is the source of this 1521-nucleotide messenger RNA. The record is from the annotation of a GenBank genome assembly. NCBI's taxonomy places the organism in Eukaryota, Dinophyceae, Prorocentrales, Prorocentraceae.
AUGUCGUACCCGUACGGCUCGAUGUCCCAGGGACAGUACAGCGAGGCGGACAUCAUGGCUGAGAUGCAGAGGUCUGGCUACUCCCGUGCCGCCCCGGGAGGGGGCUACGCCCAGCCCGCCGCGCCGAUGCAGACGCAGGUGAUGGGCAGCAUCGCUCCUGGCCAGAACCCUUUUGCAAUGGGCACGCAGCCCGCCGCGGAGGCCCAGGCGGACGAUGCCGCGGCGGCCUCUCAGGAGAGCCGGGCUGGCGGAGACCCGUACGGCAUCUACGACGGCACGCAGUAUGCCGACAGCACCUUGUACGACGGUGCGGUGGACGUACGUUACGGGGGGCAGCGCGUGGUGGGAGAGCGGCUGCUGGAGAUCCGCAACCAGCUGGUGAACAGCGUGAAGCCCAUCUACACGUUCGAGAAGAUCGUCGAGGUCCCCCAGGUCAUCGUGAGGGAGCGGACGCGAGAGGUUCCCAAGCCACAGGUCGUGGAGCGCAUCAUCGAGGUGCCGAAGACGGAGGUCAGAGAGCGCACCUUCGUCGGGCCUCCCAGCGUGCAGUACCAGGAGCAGAUCGUCGAGGUGCCACAGGUCGUGGUGGAGGAGCGUGUCGUGCACGUGCCGAGGCGGGAGGUCCAGGAGCGGCUGAUCGAGGUACCAAAGAUUGAUUACGUGGAGAGAAUCGAGUAUGAGGACUUCAUCGAAUACCGUGAGGUUCCAGUGGACAAGAUCGUCGAGGUCCCCGAGAUCGAGUACUGUGUCCGGGAAGUGGAGCAGUUCGUCCCGCAGACGUACAUACAGGAGUAUUACGUCGACAAGUACGUCGAGACCCCGAUCACGCAGGUUCAGGAGGUUGAGCGCGUGGAGCACGUGCCCGUGAGCAUGAGCCAGAGCGUUGCCGCUGCGACGGCCGGCGGAGCGAUGACAGCAAGCCCACAGAUGGCAGAAGCAGCGCGAUCAUUACAGCAAGGCGGCCUACAGGGAGGGCAGCAGUACGUGACCAUGUCGUUCAGCGUACCGGCACACAUGGCUGCCGCGUACUCUCAGGUGGCCCCCAUCUCUUCGCCGGGGUCACGGCAAGUCAGCUUCCCGAUGGAGGCUGCGGUCCAGCCUCAGGUCGUCAACUCGUACAUGUCGUACGACCCGAACAAGGUCCACAUGAUGGGCCAGUUCGUGGAGCCGCAGCAGCCCCUGGAGUCGAAGCCAGAAGGCGCAACUCCCGUGGCUCCUUCGACGUUUGCAAGCAUGCCAGUCGGGAGUCAGUUCAUGGUGCCCAGCGGCAGCGUCGUUCCCAACCCUUACGGCUCAAUGCAGGGGUCCGCCACGCCGCCCAUGCCACCAGGUUCCGCUGCGGUCCUGAAUCCCUUCGCGUCCGUGGCUGUUGGCGCCGCACCAGGCUCCACCGCGGCGAUGAAUCCCUUCGCCUCCAUGGCUGUUGGUGCCGCACCCGGCUCCGCUUCGGUGCUGAAUCCGUUCGCGUCCAUGCCUGCUGGCGCCGCUGGCAAUCCCUACCAGUCAGUGCCAGUUUUCUGA